AUGGCCACGGAAGGACCCCGCCCUGGCUUUCUGGGCAACCUCAACGAUGAACAGGAGGCCAAGCUACAGAAGCUAUGGGCUAUUUUACUCAGGGCAGCUGAGCUGCCUUCCGACGAAGACAGCAGUGAAUGCGUCGAGGAGCAUCCGGCAAGCCCGACGCCAUCCGCACCCCCGCGACGAAUGUCCCUUCUGAGUCGCACUUCAACCGUGCAAAGCACCACCUCCGACAAGACUGCACCCACUCUUACAAGGCCCUACCAACAAAAGUUCAUGGCUUUUCUCCGUGAAUAUGGGAUUGGUCCUAAUGAAACCAAGAUGGUCCAGAAGGCUUUGUCGGAGAUCAGCCCCGCUGAGCUGCGACAGGGUGUCUUGGACAUCUUGAAGCAUGACCACCCUGAUGCCAUGAUGCUGCGGUUCCUCCGUGCGCGCAAGUGGGAUGUCUGCAAGGCCUUCGCGAUGAUGAUGGAAGCCAUUGUCUGGCGAGUCAAGGAGAUGCACGUGGACGAUGAUGUGAUGGCAAAGGGCGAGCUCUACGCAUUGCAGCAGGAGAAGGGAUCCGAUGCCCGGAAGAAGAAGGAAGGAAAAGAUUUCCUUGAUCAGAUGCGCAUGGGCAAGAGCUAUGUUCACGGCAUUGACAAGCUGGGUCGACCCAUUGUGGUCAUCCAAGUCCGCUUGCACAAGCCUGGCGCACAGAGUGAAGAGACCUUGGAGCGGUAUAUUGUUCAUGUCAUCGAGUCUGUCCGACUUACUAUGUCUGGCUCGGUUGAGAAUGCUUGUGUUUUGUUUGACAUGACGGGCUUUGGUCUCUCGAACAUGGAAUACCCGCCAGUGAAGUUUAUUUUGAAAUGUUUUGAGGCCAACUACCCAGAGUCGCUGGGAAUCAUGCUGAUUCACAAUGCCCCUUGGAUUUUCUCUGGCAUUUGGAAGCUCAUUCGCGGCUGGAUGGACCCUGAUAUCGCCGCCAAGGUGCAGUUUACGAACUCCGCCGACGACCUCACCAAAUUUAUCGAUCGCAGCAAGCUCUCCAAGGGUGUAGGUGGUGGCGAAGACUGGGAGUACAAAUAUAUCGAGCCCAAGGAGGGUGAGAAUGCCCGAAUGGAAGACACCACCACCCGGGAUGCACUUCUGCGGGAGCGACGUGAGAUCGGCGAGGAGUUCCUCGCUGCCACUGCCGAAUGGAUCGACGCAGCCAAGGCCAAAGAUAAGAGCAGGAUCCAGUCUGCGGCCAGCCAGAGGACUUUCCUGGCAGAGCGGUUGCGGGUCAACCACUGGAAGGUGGAUCCUUACGUUCGGGCUCGUUUCGGCCUGGACCGACUGGGAGUGAUCCAGGAGGGUGGCAAGGUUGAUUUCUACCCCAAGGAGACAUCCAAUGGAACGAGUAAGGCGUCAGCAGUCGAACAUUUGGAGAAAGUCAAUGGUAACGGUGUUCCAACAACAGUUUCAGCAUAA
This is a messenger RNA of Penicillium odoratum, 1449 nucleotides long. Its product is annotated as CRAL-TRIO domain-containing protein. The record is from RefSeq and is a predicted model, not a curated record. The transcript is spliced from 3 exons. The coding region runs from base 1 to 1449 and encodes 482 amino acids. NCBI's taxonomy places the organism in Eukaryota, Fungi, Ascomycota, Eurotiomycetes, Eurotiales, Aspergillaceae.